Messenger RNA from Crotalus tigris (Tiger rattlesnake), 4064 nucleotides. RefSeq names its product ring finger protein 112 (gene RNF112). Gene Ontology annotation, molecular function: GTPase activity; GTP binding. The record is from RefSeq and is a predicted model, not a curated record. Bases 243 to 2135 code for a protein of 630 amino acids. The transcript has 15 exons. Gene Ontology annotation, biological process: protein homooligomerization; endoplasmic reticulum organization. Lineage: Eukaryota; Metazoa; Chordata; Lepidosauria; Squamata; Viperidae.
CCACCUUCUUUAUCGCUCUCCAGCAUGGGGAAGUAGCGAUGCUUUCUGCCUCCAACAUGCUUCUUUUCACUUUCGCUUUUAACUCCUUCGCCCCAAACGUUACCGAGCCCGGCCUGGGACAGGGUUAUACUCAGAGAGGAGACCACAAGGAAAUCCCAAGUCUAAAAGUUAGACUGGAAAAUUGAACUAAUCACUAAAGGAAGGAGAAGUUUGGAAUCCUUCAGCAUCCUGGUCACCACAGAAUGGGAAACACAAAUAGUACUAAACUGCCGAUCUCAUCAACAGUCCCUACACCAAAAUCUGUAGGAAGUAUGAUCCAGGACCUUCAGGAAGACAUCAAAUGUUCCAUCUGUUUGGAGUCUUUCAUUAAUCCUGUCUCCAUAGAUUGUGGGCAUAAUUUCUGUCAAGACUGUCUAUUUAUCCACGUAAAUAAUUCUCCACAGUCUGAGUACAAUUGUCCUGAAUGCCGCCAUCUCUGCCGCCCUGAACGCAUGAAACCAGAUGCACGGCUGAAGAGUUUGGUGGAAAAAAUUUCACAGUUUCCUCACCUGGAAGAGGUCAACAAGAAAAUGCCAACAGCUUCAGUGGUAUUGGGGCAGCCAGUUCAGCUGGUAGGUUUGGAUGAAAAUGGAGAUCUUUACUUGGAUGCAGAGGCCCUGAGUAGCUGCUUAGAGCAGGAAGAGGUGAAAGAUACUCCUGUCUGUUUAAUUUCCAUCAUUGGGGAACAGCGGCAGGGUAAAUCCUUCUUGCUCAACUUCCUCCUGCGGAGAUUUAAAAAUCUGGCUGUUACAGAUGACUCUUGGAUGGGUCAAGAAGAUGAGCCAUUGACAGGUUUUGAAUGGCAUCCAGGAACUAAGAGCAUCACAAAAGGGAUCUGGAUGUGGAAUCAGCCAUUUUUGGUCUCUGAUGAAAAUGGAAAGGUAGCUUUGUUCUUGAUUGACACCGAAGGCUCAAUGGAUAUAGAGAGAAGCAAGGACAAUGGUGUCAAGUUUUCAGCUUUCUCUAUGCUGCUUAGCUCCUAUCAGAUUCUCAAUUUAUCCCACAGGCUGAAGGACCCAGACCUGGAAUACAUGGAAAUAUUUUUGUACAUAGCAAAGACUGUGGGCCAUCAAUUCCAGCUGAAGCCUAUUCAGCAUCUUGAUGUCUUGGUUCGUGACUGGUUCUACCCCCCCAUUUAUGGAUUCCAGGGGGGACAAGAUUAUCUCCAGGACACCAUCCAGAAGCUAGAGGGUCAACCCAACCGGCAUCCACGAGCCCUGCAAAUAUUCAAAAGCACUGACACUUCUUGUUACCUGAUGCCCUUCCCUGGAAAGACAUUGGUGAUGGGAAAUGAAGGCACCAUAGCAGGUAUGGAUGAGGAUUUUAGAGAAUUCCUGAAGGAUUAUGGGAAUCAUAUUGCCAGAUCAGCUGGAAUGCAUGUACAGAGAAAUCAGGAGAACAAACCUCUUACUGGGACAGAACUUGCUGAUAAGAUAAAGGAUUUAUCAGAACUCAUGAAACAAUAUCACACUGGUUUUUCCUCACCCAUAGAGAUGGCCUAUACCUUCAACCAGAACAAAAAUAAAAUGUUCCAGAAGAAAUUUAAAAAGUUCAUCCAAAAACAGGAUAAAUUCUCUCGCUCAGUGUUGGCAAGCCUACGAGUGCCCCCAAAUUCGAUGACUAGGCGCUUAAAGGAGAAGCAAGAGAAGCUCCUCCAACAGUUCCGAGAUUCAUUUCAGGGUGAUGAGCCACAUCGGACCGAAUUUUUAUCAUGUCUGGAAUCAUACCUUAAGUGUGAAGCUAAUGAUUUCAUGGAAGAUUACAACCGUCGUUUCAAAUCCAGUGCAAUCAAAGCUGGGGUAGCCAUUGGGGUGGGUGCUGUGGGGUUAGCUGGUGGGGCUGUUGGAGCUGGUAUAGCAGCAGCCUUGUUGGCAGGAGAAGCCAUUGUGCUGGGCACCGGUGCUACUUUUGCGAUUGGGACUGUGGCCGGGGCAAGCACAUUUGGACUUGUGGGAGGAGGAGUGGGAGCUAGUGUGGGAAGCCGCUUAGGGAAUGCUAAGAGCAACGAAGCCAAGAAUGAGGCUAAAGGUGUUAAUGAGAUUGAAGAAGAAGAAGAGGAGGAGAAUGUGUCAGAUGAGAAGAAUCUUAUUAGCUGAUUAGGUGCAUCUUAAGAAUUAGAGCCCCUGUUUCCUUCACCAAAGAACAAAUACCUGUUAUAAAGAUAUAAAUCCCAGGAGUCUAGUCUCAUGUUCACUCCUUUGUCCCAAGAAUUAUGAAGAAUUAGUCACUUCCAUUUUGGGAUAGCUAUAAAAUAGCAUAGUUCCAGCACAAAGAUUUGGACUUGCUAGUGACAAUAAAAGACAAAGGCAAAUGCUUCAUUCAACGGCAAUUAAAAGAAAUAAUUAUUUCCUCUGUAUCUCUCCGUCCCAUUUGGGGGAGGGGAGGCAGGCCCUAAUGAAUUACUACUCUUUCACAGAACCAUGUUUCCCCUGCUCUAGCAUCUAUUUUGAGAUAUAAAAUAAAGGAAAAGCAAAAAUUAUAUCCAUAGCAUUAGCUGUAGACAUGGAGCUACUUAAUGAUAUCCAUUCUGCAUUAGUCUGCUUUGGAUCAAAAUAUAAAAGAAUUUAAAGUGGGCCUUGUUGUCAUCUCAAAAUUUAUCACAGGGUCCUUCACCCUUUGCAGAAAGAUUGUAACACCUCCCAGAUGGAGCUGAAUCAAGUAGCAGGUGCAGUUAAAGGUGCAGUUUAUGUUGUGUCUCAGUUACACCCCUUCCUGAAUAGGGACACCCUUCACUUCAUCAUUCAUGGCCCCCCCCCAUCUCCUGUCUGGAUUAUUGCAAUGCCCUCUACGUGGGGCAACCAUUGAAAAUUCUUCAGAAUCUUCAGCUAUGUGAGUUGCAUUGGGUGUUGGUUUAUUUCCAGAUCCAAUUCAAGGUGCUGGUUAUGACUUUUAAAAUCCUACAAGGCCUAUAAGGCCAGAUUACCUGCGGAACUGACUUUACCCCAUUACAGCAACCUGUCCCACUUGGUAAGGCAGAAAAGGUAAUGCUACAGAACCAUUAGUUAAGAAUUUUGACUGGUGGGCUCAAGGAAGAGCGCAUUCUCUGCCACUGCCCGCACUCUUUGGACAUUUUCUCCCCAGAGGUGAGGCAGCCCCCCCUCUCCUGGCCUUUCAUAAAUGCUUGAAGACCUGGUUGUGUUGACCUGGUUGGGGCCCACAGAAGAGCACAUAGCCAUGGGGCCAGCUAGUGCACCAAAGACUCUUCUUGCCUUUUUAAUCUUGAACUUAAACUUUUAAGUUUAACAGAAUUUUCCUGCUUUUAAUCCUUUUUAUUAUAAUAUAGUUUUUAUGAUUUUAUAUCUAUUUAUACACUGCCCAGAGGCCCUCUAUGAGAGAGAUGGGUUGUUUGCAAAUAUGAUAUAUAAAUAAAUUCAAGGUUCUGAUGGUCACCUUAAAGGCAGCACAUGGCUCAGCAGGGGGCUGAGAUCAAGUCAACUCUGCUAGUCCAGAGAGAACAGGGAGACAAGGCAUGUUAAAGGUCCUUGUACUAAGAGAAUAUCAUGUCAUGAAUCCUAAGCCUUCUCAAUGGUAACAACCUCUUUUGCAAAUACCUUCUCCAAGACAUACCUUUCCAAUAAAUUUUCUGGGAACUUUAAAGAUUUAUCGAAUGUAUUUGGGAGACAGAUGAAAUGCUGGGUUCUGAGGAUCAUAGGAUGUCCUUUGUGAUUACAUGUUUUUAAAUUGUACUGCUAUAAUAGAUAGUUGAUGAUGAUGGUGACUGAUAAUAGAUAACAAACUAAACAUUUUUCCAAUAACAUAACAAUAUUAACAGCUGCACAUUUACCCAAAAAGCUCCUUGCUGAGCUUAUGAUAUACUGCAUCAUAUAACAUUACCAGAAUAAUAAAAAAAACUUCUAAUGUUUUAAUGUUGGUGUUUUAUAUUUAUAAAAACUUGUUUUUAUAUUUAUAUUGAUUUCAUAUACUUAUUCUAUACCAUCCAGAUCAUUUUGCAUUAGAUAGACAGCUAUAUACAUUUGUUUAAUAAAUAAAUCCUAGGUCUCUGAUUGGAACUGGAAUCAGUCAAA